Molecule: messenger RNA, 2728 nt
Organism: Silurus meridionalis
Lineage: Eukaryota; Metazoa; Chordata; Actinopteri; Siluriformes; Siluridae
Gene: gmeb2
Product: glucocorticoid modulatory element binding protein 2
Exons: 10
Coding region: 130-1620 (496 amino acids)
Biological process (GO): positive regulation of transcription by RNA polymerase II
Cellular component (GO): nucleus
Molecular function (GO): RNA polymerase II cis-regulatory region sequence-specific DNA binding; DNA-binding transcription activator activity, RNA polymerase II-specific
Source: RefSeq, a predicted model, not a curated record
CGGCGAACACGUUAUACGUCACGGGUACUCCUGCGCAUGCGCAUUGUUCUCCGACUUCCUGAUCCCGGAACUGCAGCUUCUUCCUGAGAGCGUGAGAUCACAGAGAAGGCUGUGUUGGUCUUCUCCACCAUGGCUUCCACCUCAGAAGAGAACGUGCAUGUAGAGGAGGUGGUGGUGGUGACGACGCCAGACAGCUCUGCUCCGAGUCCCUCGGUGGAGGACAUGAGGAACAUGCUGGAGAACGCAGACCUGCAACAGCCUGAGUUGGAUCAUAUGGAGGAGAGUUUGGAGUCUGAAUCCACUUCUGCCAUCUCUCUGCCUAAAGAAGCAGUGCUUGUGAAGUUCUCAGGCGACGUAGACAUCGAGACGGAUAUCCUUUACCAAAUAACCUGCGGAGACAGCAAGGCCGACCUGGUGUGGAAAAAAUUCGUCUGCCCCGGGAUCAACGUCAAGUGUGUGCAGUUCAACAAUCACCUGAUCAGCCCCAAGGAGUUUGUCUACCUGGCUGGAAAAUCCACUCUGAAAGACUGGAAGCGAGCGAUACGGCUCAACGGGACGAUGCUUAGGAAGAUCAUGGACUCGGGCGAGCUGGACUUCUACCAGCACUCGAAGCUGUGCUCCAACACGUGCCGCAGCACCAAGAUCGACCUGGUGGGGACUCGAGCGUCUCUCAGCAGCCAGACGUCCACCGAGACAGCACUGACCUCGUCUUCUACUGACGUGAACGGAUGUCCAGCCACGCUAACGACGGAAAACUCCGAAGACGGCACUGAGUGGGUCACGGCUAUAGGAGAGGACACCAUGACAUUCUGGAAAGCUCUGAAGGAGGCUGGACUGCUGGAGGACAUUGUGGAGGAUCUGCAAAAAGAGAUUGAGGAGAUCCUCAAAGGCCUGGAGGAACACAUCAAGGAACCUCCACUACAGGUCAAAGACGCGGCUCUGCUCAACAAUAUCGUUCAGAACUUUGGGAUGCUGGACCUGGUGAAGAAAGUGCUGACCAGCCACAAGAGCGAAAUGGAUCGCUGUCGGGAACAGUACACACAAAGCCUGGCAGCUCUGGAGCGCCAGUGUGACGAACACCGCAAGUGCGCCAAGGAACUGAAGAGCAAAUCGCAGCACCUUAAUAACGUCCUCAUGAACCUGACCCCCGUCGCCACGCCGCCGCCGCCUCCCAAACGCCCUCGGCUCACCCGCGCCAUCUCCGGCCCCGCCACGGUCAUAGCUCCGCCUGCUCAGCCUGCUCAGUUCACCCUUCCCAUCACCCAGCUCACAGGCAUCCCACUGGACAAAAUCCUGUCCGCCCUUGGAGGCUCUACCCCUAAUCAGUCACCCUUCUUAGGAGGCUACACCGUCCUGACGCCUCCCGGAGGAGAACUGCAGUCCGACAUGUCCAAUCUGACCGUGCUGAGCUCGGAUGUAGCAGGAGGCUCCGCCAUCGUUAAAGUGCUCAGUCCCUUUCAGCUGGUCACACUGCCCACUCUGCAGAACCUGGCAACACCAGCAGGGGGCAGCACCAUCAUGGCAGUGCCUGUGAGUAGCACCACAGUGGAGACACUUGGAGCUCAGGUGGAGGAGAUCGCUCCGGGGAACGCUGAACAGCAAAGCAAAGACAAUCAGUAACAUCCACAAGCAGGGAUUUUUUUUUUUUUCUCAAAGGAAAUAUGUUUGUUUGUUGAAUCAUUGAAUUGUUUUUGUCACGUCUUUUCACACCGCUAGGUAUAAAAAAACCCCACUCUGGAUGCAGGUGUUCCCCCGGUGCCCCUGCACGUACACUCUCAGGAGAGCACUAACGGCGUGAAGCCACCGCGUAAAAGCACUGUGUUUAUUUCCUUAUUUUAUCAAAGUUUUGUUUCAAAGCCCUUUUCCCAAAUCGGAUUUUUUUUGGUGUGUAAUGUUGUAAAUACGCUGCUGCAACGUUCCUCUGAAUGCUUUCGUGUUACCGAUCAGUGUUAUUCCGUAUCUUCCCCCCUCCCCCGAUAAAACGUUUCAGCGAAAGGCUCUGCGUUUGUUUUCAGGGGACGUGUGUUUGCUCUUCGUCUUUAGGCAAAAGUUUGUGGACGCCUGAGCAGAAGAUAUCGGAUAUAAAUCCACUAGAUUUUGAGGAGAUUUGUUUUGGCCUGUCUUACUGUAGUGUGCAUUAAUGAUCCACAUCUCAAUGUUAGAGCUUUAUGAAGUGUGUGUGAUGUGAGUUAUGAGCGUGUCAUAACCACCAAAACACACACGUAAUUCAUAUUACGCCACGUAAGAAGAGUACACAUUUAGUGAGAGAAAAUCUGUCAGUGUAAUUUAUGCGUGUCUAUGCUUUUAUCUGUGUGUGUGUGUGCGUGUGUGUGUGUGUGUGUGUGUGUAAUACUCUUCUUGAUGUACACCCUUUUAAGCCUUAUGCUCCGUUAUCGAUCAUCUCCCACCUUUCUUCCUUUCAGCAGAACUCCGAAGCUCCGUUUCUGCUCGGGGUUUUGCGCCUCAGGGCCGCGUGUGAAUACAUGAAUAGGAACGGAAGGUCGGGGCGCGGGUUAAUGAGAUGUACAGCACACAAAUCUGCGGCUAUGCAAAACAGGAAUUUGGUAGGAAACCUCAUUAGCAAAGCUGAUUCCGGUCCUGAUUGCUAGUUUUACAUUCAGGGCAUUCAAUCCAUGCUGUCAGAAAUGCUACCGCUAAUGAAAGCACGCAGGCAAACGAUAUGGGUGGCGUCUCCACUUGUUGACAAUAAAAGGUUAAAAACUCGUGA